This is a messenger RNA of Guyanagaster necrorhizus, 627 nucleotides long. RefSeq names its product NLI interacting factor. The record is from RefSeq and is a predicted model, not a curated record. The transcript has 5 exons. NCBI's taxonomy places the organism in Eukaryota, Fungi, Basidiomycota, Agaricomycetes, Agaricales, Physalacriaceae. Gene Ontology annotation, molecular function: phosphatase activity. Bases 1 to 627 code for a protein of 208 amino acids.
AUGCUGGUUGAAGAGGAUCGUCUGAUCAGGAAUGGCGGAUGUGGAAUACCCAUCGGGCCGGACGGUAUGCCCCAGCCCCUUCUACCACCCAUAGCUCCUCAUCAUGUCGGACGCAAGUGUUUAAUUCUCGACCUUGAUGAGACUUUGGUGCAUAGCAGCUUUAGGGCCGUGCAAAACGCUGAUUUUAUUGUCCCCGUCGAGAUUGAAUAUACUUGGCAUCAGUUCCAUGUGUUGAAACGGCCAGGAGUUGAUGCUUUUCUUAAGAAAAUGGGUGAACUGUACGAGGUCGUCGUGUUCACGGCGAGUUUAAGCAAGUAUGCCGAUCCCGUCUUAGAUAAAUUGGACAUUCACCAGGCAGUGGCCCACCGCCUGUUCCGAGAAAGUUGUUAUAGCCAUAACGGUAACUACGUUAAAGACCUCUCUCAAUUAGGGAGAGCUAUCACAGAUACCAUAAUUCUGGAUAACUCCCCUGCCUCUUAUAUCUUUCAUCCUAACAACGCGGUUCCUGUCUCCUCAUGGUUCAAUGACCCACACGACGCAGAGCUGGUGGAUCUCAUUCCUUUUCUGAUUGACCUCACCUCGGUACCUGAUGUUAGAGGUAUUUUGAAUCCCGCUCGAUGUCAAUGA